CCUCUCUCUCUCUAACCCUCUCACCCCACUCUCUCUCUCUCUGAUAUUUUCCCAUUGGCCCCCUUCUCUCUCACAUUAGAUUGUUCACUAGUGGCACUUUUUCAGAUUCUUUCUCUUCUCUUUCUCUCUGUGCUUUUUUUCAGAUUUUCAUCUCCCCAGCAUUUCCAGAUUUCGACAUUAUCUUCAUAUAUUCCUCAUUUUCAUACCCGCUGUCUCUUUUUGUGUAGCAAUUAUCUCCCCCCAAUUUCUGUGUUUUCCUCAUUUCUGGGCCUCCCUCAAUCAAAGAAAACCGGAGAGUGAAAUAGUUCCCAAUUUAGAGAGAAAGUGGAAAAGGAGGAGAGAGAAUGAAAUUUAAGGGGGUGGGGUGGAAGGUUAGGAGCUGGAGAUCAGUGGUUCCAUUUCGACUUAGAAAGAGAUUCAGAUCAGGUUUCAGGAAGGUCUCCUCUUCUUCUUCUUCUCCAUCUCUUAGCAAUGGCAACGGAAAAGGAAAUGGCUUCUCCUCCUCCUCCUCUUCUUCUUCUUCACCUGUUUACUUGAAUGUUUAUGACCUCACCCCAUCUAACGGCUACAUUUACUGGUUUGGACUUGGGGUCUUCCACUCUGGAGUCGAAGUCCAUGGAGUGGAGUAUGCGUUUGGUGCACACGAUUAUCCAUCAAGUGGGGUAUUUGAGGUGGAGCCAAAGCAGUGCCAAGGGUUCAAGUUUAGGAAGUCGGUGUUCAUGGGUAACACCUCCAUGAAUCCAAUUCAAGUGAGAGAAUUCAUGGAGAAACACGCUUCAAACUACAAUGGCAAUACUUACCACCUCAUUGUAAAGAACUGCAACCAUUUCUGCAAGGAUGUCUGCUUCAGGCUCACUGGAAACGCAAUCCCUCCUUGGGUUAACCGAUUGGCUCAAAUUGGUUUGAGGUGCAAUUGGUUGUUGCCAGCAGGGCUCCGGGUCUCAGAUGAGUCAAAGGAGGGUGAUGUUGCAGAGGAGAAGAGAAGAUUGAAAUGUGGUCUUAGCAGUAGGCUUUCAUUCAUUACUAGCAGGCCCGCAUGCCUCUUCCUCCCUUCCCCAAUCAAGAAGAAUGGGCUUAAACUUCAGUUCAAAGGAUUGAACACAUUAGAGGAUAGGUGAAUCUCUCUCUCUAAAAAAUUCAGCGAAAUGGGUUUUUCCGGGGGAUGGUGGCAACAUUUUACUUUGUAUCCAUGCUUGCUUAGCUUGAGGAACCACGAUCAAUGCAAUGGGUUUCCAUGAAAAUUAUGGAAACAUUGUAUUAUGUCUCUGUAUUCCUGAAGAAAGUGACUACGAGCAUUUAUUUUUUCUCAA
This is a messenger RNA of Amborella trichopoda, 1310 nucleotides long. Its product is annotated as deSI-like protein At4g17486. Gene Ontology annotation, molecular function: deubiquitinase activity. Lineage: Eukaryota; Viridiplantae; Streptophyta; Magnoliopsida; Amborellales; Amborellaceae. Gene Ontology annotation, biological process: protein deubiquitination. The record is from RefSeq and is a predicted model, not a curated record.